Molecule: messenger RNA, 1707 nt
Organism: Momordica charantia (bitter melon)
Lineage: Eukaryota; Viridiplantae; Streptophyta; Magnoliopsida; Cucurbitales; Cucurbitaceae
Source: RefSeq, a predicted model, not a curated record
UCAUGUCUCUAGGUCUUUAUAAAUACGUUCAUUCCCACAAUUGAUAAUUUGAUAUCGCCGAUCCAUUUUUUCCCAUCCCGGCUCCCGCAGCCCUAACGGAAUUUUGAGGCUACGUUUCCAGUCGUCAUGGCAAAGAGAAGAGGGAAAGCAUCAAAAGGUAAAGAACAACCUUCAAACAGUUCUAUUUCAAAUAAAGGUGUUAAGAAAAUUAUAAAGAAGAAAAAGAAGUCCAAGAAGACGAAUGAAACUUCCAAUUCAAAAGUUGUCCAUUCUACUUCAAAACGGGAUCUUGUUAGUGCUCCACAUGCCUCAGUUACCCCUUCGAUCCUUCUUGGCAAUGAUCGGGAGAACCAAAAUGAAAAGGAGGGAAAAAACCAUUCCUCUGGAUUCAUCUUUAUGUGCAAUGGAAGAACAAAGCCUGAAUGUUACGAAUAUCGUGUUUUUGGCUUACCGAAAGGGAAAAUUGAUGUUGUGAAGAAUAUAAAUCAUAAUACAAAGCUAUUUUUGUUUGACACUGACGCGAAGCUUCUCUAUGGAAUAUACCAAGCUACUAGUAAGGGUGCAUUGGAUUUGGAACCAACAGCUUUCAAUGGGAAAUUUCAAGCACAGGUGAAGUUUAAGAUAUUCAAGGAGUGCUUACCUCUUCCUGAGAGUGCUUUCAGACGUGCUAUCAAAGACAAUUAUGAGGGUGGUCCUAAAUUUAGACAGGAGCUCAGUAGCACACAGGUAAAAAGUCUAGUUUCCUUGUUCCGCCCUAUUGCCAAGAAACCAUCUGCUAAGAAAGCACAUGCCCGUCCAAAUGUGGCAGUUCAGCCAUCAUUUAGGCCUACACGAACUAAAGAAGUGGUUAAAUCAUAUCUUCCUGAGUACUCAUUGUCUGGAGUGCACUACCCUCCGAUGCUUGAGACAAGAUCUCACCAUGCUGUCCAUCAUGAGCAGUAUGAUCCAUUCGAACCUGGAAUACAUGUCUCUCAUUCACAAAUGCAGCCCAGGCUUGUUAGAAUAGAUGCCCCUCCUCGUCAUGUUGAACCUUAUCAUCCAGAGCAGACACAUGAAGCAUAUUUUCAUGGAAAAUCUUUUAUACACCCUCAAGAUUCGUAUGAAAGUAUUCGCAAUACGGUUGAGACGAAUCUCGGGGGUCAUCCAUUUAUGUAUGGGCGGCAAUAUACAUCACAGUUGCUGGUGGAUCAAGAUGUUCCUCGCGUAGACUAUACUCCUGGUUACUAUAGACGACGGCUGUCUCCUACAAUCACACAUAUCCCUCCUCUGUCACAAGCUGGAUCAUCUGCACAUUAUUCACAAAAUAGGUUGCCAUCACCGUAUCGUCCACAGAACAGGUUGCCAUCCCCUCAUCGCCCUUACUAUUCAGCUGAGAUUUCACAAAUGAACAGGUUGCCAUUGCCAUCCCCUCAUCUGUCUCAGGAUCGAGGCAGGGGAUAUGUUGAUGUCAGUUUGCCACAAGGCGGACCAGGUUCUGGUAAAGUUAGCUACGGCGAUGCAAAUUUGUCAAUCUCUUCUUAUUAUUCGUCAGCUGCUGCAAGGCUAAGCUAUCGGUAAAUAGCAACUUUGGAGCUUGAAUAUGGUUUUAACUGCUUUCACUGUCGGUCUCUGAUGAAGCCAUAUUUUUGCAUAUUGUUGGUAUUAAUUGCAUGUAAUAAAAAAAAACUUUAAAUUGAUUUUAUGCUAGAAUUUGUUUGAUUAGUGUAA